Messenger RNA from Selaginella moellendorffii, 4919 nucleotides. Its product is annotated as ABC transporter A family member 8. Gene Ontology annotation, cellular component: membrane; intracellular membrane-bounded organelle. The record is from RefSeq and is a predicted model, not a curated record. NCBI's taxonomy places the organism in Eukaryota, Viridiplantae, Streptophyta, Lycopodiopsida, Selaginellales, Selaginellaceae. Bases 47 to 2836 code for a protein of 929 amino acids. Gene Ontology annotation, biological process: transmembrane transport; lipid transport. The transcript has 28 exons. Gene Ontology annotation, molecular function: ABC-type transporter activity; lipid carrier activity; ATP hydrolysis activity.
CGGGCAACCGCUGGAAAGAGGGCGAGGGUGAGGGUGCCCCGCGGCUAUGGAGGAUGACGAAGAGCGCGGCGGCCAGGCUCGGAUUCUCCACGGCGAUGUCAAGACCGCCUCGUUCCCGGUGCGCGCCAAUGCGCUCAUGGCGAAGAAUCUCGUGUUCCAGCGGCGAAGCUGGAAGACGAAUGCUUGCCUGGUCAUGUUUCCGGCAUUGCUGUGCUUGCUGCUGUUUGGGAUCCAGAAGAUCGUCGAUACGCUGAUGAGAGAGCCGGCAUUUACCUGUGGGUGUAUGUGUGUUCCAGUGUCAUCGGGCGACUGUGAGACACGGUGUGGCGUGGAGUACUCGGACAAUGUCCAAGCCGUGACUUGCCCAGUUCCAUCGCCUUACAAGAUCCCCGCGAUGAUGCAAAUAUCGAGGAGACCCUUUCAGGCUGUUAACUUUGGAGGGGAGUUCCCAGGUUUUCCUGAUCCAUCGUGCCGGACGUUCUGGAGCUGUCCAUACGUGUUUGUCUACACUGGGCAGAAUCGAUCCAUCGCAGACCAAAUCACGAACCAAAUGCUGAAUGACGAACUGGAUCUCGGAAAUCCGCUUUCUUCUCUUGUUCCAGCUAGUUUCAGAAGGCCGCCGCUUGCUUAUUUCAUGGAGCCAGGAUUGCCCAACCAUUUCUAUGUGUUGCGUCGAGACUGCUCGAACUACAACGGCCAAUGGAUAGCUCCGUGCAUUCCCACGCUUUUGCUGUGGCGGGAAGAUAGACGGAUCAUAGACAAGGAAAUUUACAGAGGCUACAUGAAAGGAAACGAACACAGAUGGAUCAAUGAGAUUCCUGCAGCGUAUGACCUUCAAAGCACGAGCUUGCAGAAGCUCGAUGUAAAUAUCUUCUAUAACGCAACAUAUGCUGGUGACAUUCGAAUGGAAUUCCCAGGAAUACUUCGAGUUGCUCGUAGCCUGAAUCUGGUCACAGAGGCCUUUCUAAAAACUAUCCUGGGUUCAGUUGCUCGGUUGCCACUGCUGUUUAUAAAGGAGAUGCCAAAGCCAGAGACGAGAUAUGUUUUAGAUUUUUCUUCGUUGCUUGGUCCCCUUUUUUACAUGUGGGUUGUCCAGCUUCUACUUCCAGUGAUGCUGACUUACCUGGUUUAUGAGAAAGAACGAAACCUUCGUAUGAUGAUGAAGAUGCAUGGUCUGGGAGAUGGUCCAUACUGGCUCAUUACAUACGCUUAUUUCCUUGCGCUUUCAACCUUGUAUAUUAUUUGCUUCAUUUUGUUUGGCUCACUUGUCGGCUUGCAGUUUUUUCGGCUCAACGACUACUCUCUUCAGUUUACUUUUUACAUGGUGUAUAUGAACUUGCAAAUAGCUUUAUCCUUCUUUGGCGCCACACUGUUCUCUCGAGUCAGCACAGCCACAGUUUGCGGGUACCUGUAUGUUUUUGCCUUCGGGUUGCUAGGAGCUUUUCUCUUCCAAAAUUAUGUCGAGGACGUGCAUACUAGCAGAGUGUUUAUAUUCUUGUUGGAACUAUUACCUGGUUUUUCUCUUUAUCGCGGCCUCUAUGAAUUUGCACAGUAUGCAUUGGUCGGUGGGAAACAAGGAACUCAUGGCAUGCGCUGGAAAAAUAUCCACGAUCGCGAGAAUGCCUUCAAGCAGGUUGUUACAAUAAUGGCAGUCGAGUUACCGAUCUUUACGAUUUUAGCAUUAUAUCUAGAUCAAGUAGUUUCAUCUGGAAGCGGGUUGAAGAGGCACCCUUUGUUUUUCGUGAAGCGAUAUUUUCCCAGGCCUCAAGAAAAUAUUAUUUCUCGAGUGUCUGAAGAAGGCGAACAAAAGCCAGAUAUUGCGAGAGAGGUACAAACUGUGCAAAGCUUAAGGGAUGGGAAUACGUCACUCUAUUCGGUAGUUUGUGAUGAUCUGAAGAAAGUUUAUAUCGGGAAGGAUGGCGGUCUUAGUAAAUAUGCUGUGCGCGGUUUAUCAUUGGCUAUAGAGCGCGGAGAGUGUUUUGGGAUGCUGGGACCAAAUGGUGCAGGGAAGACGUCGAGUAUCAACAUGAUGAUUGGAUUCCUUACACCUUCGUCUGGAAAAGUAUAUAUCGAUGGCGGGGACAUUUCCAAAGACAUGGAUAAGCUGUACGCGGUCAUGGGAGUUUGUCCUCAGCACGAUCUGAUAUGGGAACUAUUGACUGGACGAGAGCAUCUCCUCUUUUAUGGCAGGCUAAAGAGCUUGAAAGGGUCUGCGCUUGAAAAUGCUGUGCAAGCGUCGUUGAAGAGCGUGGGCCUUUUUAAUGGAGGUGUUGGCGACAAGAAAGCUGGGACAUACAGUGGUGGGAUGAAACGCCGGUUGAGUGUAGCUAUAUCCUUGAUAGGAAAUCCAAAGGUUGUUUACAUGGACGAGCCUAGUACAGGAUUGGAUCCAGCCUCGAGGAGGACACUCUGGAACGUGAUAAGACAGGCCAAAGAAGACAGGGCCAUCGUACUUACAACGCAUUCUAUGGAGGAGGCAGAAGCACUAUGCGACCGGAUCGGAAUUUUUGUCGAAGGAAAACUACAGUGCAUCGGCAGCUCCAACGAUCUCAAAUCGAGAUACGGUGGCUCAUACACUUUUACAGUCACGACGAGCCCGUCCAAGGAGCUGGAGGUGGUGGGGCUGGUUCACACUUGGUCACCUCGAGGAAAGAGAACAUACAACCUUUCCGGCACGCAGAAAUUUCAGCUACCGAAGGAAGGCGUGGAGCUGUCACGGGUGUUUAGAGACACAGAGAACGCGAAAGAGACGCUCGAGCUACAAGCGUGGGGCCUGGCGGACACAACCCUGGAGGACGUGUUCAUCAAAGUGAUGAAGGAGCUCAAGCAGAUGUGAUGGAGAAGAAGGUCGUGGGGGUGUUUGAAUACGAAUAUCCGCUUGUACAUGGCGGUUCACGAUUGCGGGAACCUCAACGGUGGAUCUUCAUUUUUUCCUGGGUGCAUGACCAAUGAGGCUUAGUGCUUCUCUCGAGAUCCAGCUCGUGGAAGACGCGGGAAACGCAGGAUCAAAGCGAUGCCGCUGCCGGAGACACAGUCGGAAUGGCCUGCUGCUACAUUCUCAACUCAAGCCAAUGCGUUACUUCGCAAAAAUCUAGUUUUCCAGAGACGGCGAUGGCUGCUAGUGCUCCUCCCGGGGCUGCUGUGCGUUUGCGCUUUGCAAUGCAAAAGAUAAUUGACUUCGAGAACAACAAAGCCUCCAACAAGUGUGGCUGCGCUUGCGUGCCUCGCAACGAUUCCAGCGGCUCUUGUGACAGAGUCUGGCAUUGAGUAUUCCACCGACAGGCAGGCGCUCACUUGCUCGGUUCCGUCGCCUCCGGAGGCCCCGGCCAUGCUUUAAGUCCCAGAUGCAAGAUACCGAGCCGUCAACUUUGAAGGGAAGUUUCCUGGAUUCCCAGAUGUGACUCCGGAUCUUGCGAUUUAGUGCUCCUGUACACUGGGAGGAAUCGAUCAUUGGCCGACAGUUAGUAGACGAUCGAGAGAUUGAUUUCAGCUGACCAAAGAUUUGAUUGUCGCUUGUGCAGCACUGACGGAUUAUUUACUGAGCAAUGGCUUCAAUGCGUCUGCUGAUCCCAUCUUGUCAACUAUCGUGCCGGGAAUAUCUAGAAAAGUUCCAUUGUCUUACUUUUUGGAGUCAAUUUCCUGCACACAAGCUCUACAGAAGCUGGAUCUCCUUGUCUACUACAACUCAAGCUAUAGAGGCGAUGUUGUCCGUAUUCUUCGGGUUGCUCGAAGCAUGAAUAUAGCUGUUUCUCAGCGUUUCUGAAACGUUGCUUGGCAGCUGCCUUCGGCUUUUCGGAAAGAAAUGCCGAAGAAACUAUUUAUAAACCUCACAGUCCCUCUCUUUUAUAUGUGGGUGGUACAGCUUCUAUUUCCGGUGAUUUUGAUCUCCUUGGUUUAUGAGAAAGAACGAAGGCUUCGAAUGAUGAUGAAAAUGCAUCGAUUAGGAGACGACCCCUACUGGUUUCCAUGUUGUAGUUCUUUUUCAUGAUUUUUGGCUAUGCCAUCGGCUUAACUUUUUCAAAAAAAACUGUUACAGCAUACAGUUUAUAGUUUACUUUGUCUACAUGAACAUGCGAAUAGCUAUGGCUUUUCUGGCGACGAGACUGUUUUCGGAUGUUUUGACUGCCACAGGUCAAGUUCUUUCCUUUUCAUAGUUUGCGGGUACUUGUACGUUUUUGGGUUCGGGCUGUUAGGAACGUUUCUCAUGGUGGUAUAUCGAGGACAACUAUUAGCAGAAAGAUAUCUCUGCGACCGAAAUACUUCCUCCCUAUACGUAUUCUCGCAGUAAGCGUUGCCGGGAUCGAGGACUGGUACAAAGGGAAUGGAAUGGAAGGACCUCGAUAAUGGAUUGCGGGAGAUUCUUCGAAUGAAUUAUUUUCCUAGUUCUGGCACAUUACCUGGAUAAAGUGAUUGCUUCGGGGUACGGGCUGAAGAGAAGGCCAUUGUUUUUUCCACAAGUCGGCAGCUGCAGCCAGACAAUCUAAGCAGGCCAGAUGUUGCAAACGAGAGAGCAAUCGUUACCAUCAAGGUGGAAAGAACGGCUGGGCAUCCAAGCGUGGGGAUUGGCAGAUACCACGCUAGAAGAUGUUUUCAUCAAAUUAGCAAACAACAUUCAAACUGGCUGUAAGGCGGAAACCUGGAAUACUUCGAGUUGCAUGAAUCUGGAGAUGAGAGACGUGAUAUGUUUUAGAUUUUUCUUCGUUGUUUUCUACUUAUGGGUUGACAUCCAGCUUCUGCUUCCAAUAAGUGAUGCCGAUUGCGAGAAGAACGAAACCUUCGUACAUGGAUGAUCCAUAAAUCUUGUAUAGUAUUUGUUCGGCUCUCUUGUCGGCUUGCAGUUUUUUCGCUCACUCUCUUCAGUUUAAUUCUUACAUGGUGUAUAUGAACUUGCAAAAUAGUUUUAUCCUUCGUUGGCGCAA